AUGUCUCUACAACGCCGGUCGUUCCCCCAGCUGGCCGUCCUCUUUUUGUUUUGUCUCUUCAUCUGUACAUCCCACGCGGGUUUCGUGGCUCCUAAAGUGGAAUUGCCUGAAGAGCCGAGACCCCAGCCAAAGACUGAAAGCGAAGAAGACCCUGGAAGCGGCUCGUCGGGGGGCAGCUCCGACAAUGAGUACUAUGGAGCCCCUGGCACCAUGAACAGCCAGAGUCCGCAAAACGACAUCAACCCGCCGCUGUUCUCCGACUCGAAAACCGCUAAAGAGCUCGCCGAGCAUGUAGAAGACCUGCUGGACGCGAUCGCCUCGGCGCAGUCGCACACUGCAACCCCCACGUCAUCCAGAUCGAUCUCCUCCCCCGCUGGAGCUCUCUUGCCCACUGCAACUAUGGCCUCCGCCGCCACCAUGGGCUGCAGCGUCUUCCAGAGUUACAUGAGCCUGUGUGCGCCCACGACCGUCCCCACGCCCAGUAGUACCAGCUCGGCGGCCGCAGCCCUGGCCACGGACUCGGUCUUCGCCUCGUGUGCCUGCUACUCGGCGUCGUACUAUGUCCCCGAGGCUCUGGACAACGCCGCCCUUGCUUGUGCUGGGUAUACUGCCGCUGGCUCGUCGGCGAUGCUGAGUACCGGCCUGGCCGCUGCGGCUACGUCUGCUUCGCAGCUGCAGGGCUUUUGCUCGACCGUUGGCAAUUUGCGGCACUAUUCGAGUACUCCGUUUGGAAAGGCCGCUCCUACUCCGACUGACGAGAAUAGCCGGGUGCAGCCUGAGUCCACGAGUACGGGCCAGGCGGGUAGGGUUGUGUCCUCUGGGUUUGGGCUGGCAGUUGCUAUGCUCGCUAGUCUUCUUCUGAUCUAG
Penicillium alfredii is the source of this 867-nucleotide messenger RNA. RefSeq lists its product as uncharacterized. Lineage: Eukaryota; Fungi; Ascomycota; Eurotiomycetes; Eurotiales; Aspergillaceae. The transcript has 2 exons. The coding region runs from base 1 to 867 and encodes 288 amino acids. The record is from RefSeq and is a predicted model, not a curated record.